Messenger RNA from Olea europaea var. sylvestris, 1240 nucleotides. RefSeq lists its product as uncharacterized. The record is from RefSeq and is a predicted model, not a curated record. The coding region runs from base 25 to 690 and encodes 221 amino acids. NCBI's taxonomy places the organism in Eukaryota, Viridiplantae, Streptophyta, Magnoliopsida, Lamiales, Oleaceae. The transcript is spliced from 2 exons.
CUUUCUCGAUAGUAACGUUAACCCAUGUGCAUAUCAGCGCUCUUUUCAAGAUUCAGGUAUCCUCAUCUUCAUGAUCUUCAUUGUGAGGUUUCUGUGAAAGAAAUUGACCCCAAAACUAGGCAAUUUGCUGAUAACUCGAGGUUCUUUCUUAGAAGGAUUCUUCUCGGAUUUUACGUGAAGACCGAUAAAACUAUGGUUCAGACACUAGAAGCUAUCAAGGGUGGUGGAGGAUCCAUUAAAGUUGGAAGCACCGGGACAAUCAGUGUCCUGAUGUCAAGGGAAUUAGAAUCUAGUAAUUCUGCUUCUCAAACGCCUGAUACAAGUAGAAAUGAUUCUUUUCCAGCUUCUGUCACGUCCCCAGCUGAUGAAACUUCUUCUAGAAGACUGAAAUCUAAAACACCAGUGAAUGAAGCAAGUAGCAGUGGCACGAGCAGUGCUAAUCAUAAAGUCCCGGAAACUACGACGAGGAAAAAACAUUACAUGGGAAAAACUCAUCAAAUUCCGAUGCUCAAAGCUGAUAAUAUCUCAAUAGACGGAACUCCUAUUAGACCAAAACCCGCAAGAAAGGGGUCUGCCAUGGUAGAAAUUGUCGACAUAAAAUGUGGAAAUCCAGACAGGACAUGGACAAGCCCUAUUACAAAUCGUCUUAAAAAGCUAAGUUUCUCGAAAUUGUCCGAGAACAAUGCCUAAAUUUGCAGCCUCUUAAGAUCAGACUUCAGAUUCCUGUAAGUGAUUCCGGAAAAUUGACUUGGCCGAUUGCUUUCUGCUACUUCUACCAUGGAACACAUGCUUGGUAUGAGCCUGGUGCUUCCUCGUUUCUUCUUUUUCGAAACUCCAACCGCUGACCCGAUCUUUGGUCCUAUUAACUCACUAGACGAAGCUGAGUCAAUAACCUGACAAUGACUCUUGCUGGAGCUAUUCCGACAACCUAAUUCAAGCUGGUUAAAGUACUCGAUUUCUUGCAUUAUAAGGGAUCCAACAGUGCCUCUGGUUCCUAUGGCAACAGGUUUACAUUUUGCAGCCAUUUUCUCGGGAACUGCUAAGCCAAUGGCAUCGUGCUUAUGCAGAGUUUUUUGUAGAGGUUGAAGGGAGGUGGUUGUGUGAUGGGACAUCGUUGUUAGAUCCUUAGACCUUGUUCUUUUACAUGAAUUCUUACCUUAUAUUAAUGUGGAGAUUGGGUGUGGUCACUGGAUUCAUGUGCAUUCAGUUAAAACAAUUUAAUUUGCUUUUAUUUAGUCCA